UUUAUUUCUCCUGCCUUCCCUAAGGAACCCAACAGUUAUGAAGUUCAAGCUCAUUUUCCUCUGGACAGUUUUGACCCUUGUGACCAGCGCUGGUGCGUUUUCCUCCUCCGAGUCAGCCAAUCAGACGGAAGCGGCGGUAGCGGUGGCGGUAACGGAAGCGGAGGAUGGGAGGGGCGGCCGUUGUUGGGGUUACUACGAUGUCAUGGGUCAGUGGGAUCCGCCGUUCAACUGCAACGUGGGGGUGUACCAGUUCUGCUGUGGGUCCUGCUACUACCGCUUCUGCUGCCAGUUCAAGGGCCACAGCCUGGAACAAACCAGCUGUUCCAACUACGACACACCCGCCUGGGCCAAAACGGGUAAACCUAGCAGUGACCACGAGGCUAAUGACGCUAAUGAUGCCAACGCCAACACCAACACUUUUGUCCCCGAGCGUGACCAGACUCACAUGAUCGCGUACGUGAUCUGUGGCGUGGUGGCCCUCAUGAUGCUUGGUGGGAUCUUCGCCAAACUCGGCAUUGAGAAGAGCCGCGAAGGAACGGGGGACGUCGACACCAACGGUCCACGGACCCUGACUGAUCUGUUGAAACAGCCGGCUGAGCCCGGGGGCGGGGGUGUGGCCAGAGGGGCAGGUCACCAUCCCAUCGGCUCCAAUGGGAUUUCCGGCCGGACCAUGAGGACCAGUAACGAGGAAAAUCAGCUAAAUAACUGCACUCAACCAUCCGCUAGUCAUCCUCACAACAACCUCAACUACACCAAGUACAGCUCUCUCAAACCUACAGGAGACACAACGAGCAGAGAUUACUACAAGAGCUACCCGAUCGUGGACUACAGCCACCAUCAAUCAUCUCCUGCCACAUUCCAACCCAUCAGCUUCCACCCGAAAGAGAAGCCAUUCCUUCCUCCACCAGAUAUCCAUGUUCCCCUGGCCAUCACCGUCACACCUUCCCCGCUACCCAAAGCCAAAAUCUCCAAAACCAACACCAACCCACUGACAUCCAGUUCAGCUUUCAAGGCCUGGGACCCAAGUAAAAGUCCAGUCCAACACCAUGUUCCUUUCAUGGCUCACCCACUGCCACAACCACUUCCACACCCGCUACCGGCACCAGUCCUAUCCCAGCCCAACAGCCGGAGCCAAGCUUAUUCCAGUAAGCACCAGUUCAGCAUAGAGCCUCCAGAACUGUUCUCUCAGCCGAUAGGGUACAGACAGUCGCCUCUCAUCCUGCCCAAACACAAGAACCUGCACACCAACAGCAGGACAGAGGUGACAGUCUGA
Molecule: messenger RNA, 1273 nt
Organism: Trichomycterus rosablanca
Lineage: Eukaryota; Metazoa; Chordata; Actinopteri; Siluriformes; Trichomycteridae
Product: protein shisa-8
Exons: 4
Coding region: 38-1273 (411 amino acids)
Biological process (GO): regulation of AMPA receptor activity; regulation of short-term neuronal synaptic plasticity
Cellular component (GO): dendritic spine membrane; postsynaptic density; postsynaptic membrane
Source: RefSeq, a predicted model, not a curated record